AUGAAAAGAAUCAUAGUAGAGUAUAGUCCAAAGAUUAGAUUUAAUGUACUAUCAGCAUCAUCAAUGUCAAACGUUAACAGUAAUAGUUCAAGAUGGAGUGGUAUAAGUAAUAUGGUAUUUGGUUAUGCUAAUAACAAUAGCAAUGUAAAGACUACAACUGCAACUACAACUAUGACACCUUCACCUUCAUAUAAAAGAGAAUUUAGUAGUUCAACAACACAAGAAUCAAUAUUGGAAGAAUUGAAUAAGAACCUUGAUUACUAUUACCAUUCAAAUGAUCCAAGUCAUAGAGAUGUGAUGCAAAAGUUGGCCGAUAAAUUGGUUGAAUUGGAUGCAAACAACUACAAGAGCCAUCUAAAGAGCUCGACAAUCUAUGGUGAAAAGUUGGGAGACUAUGAACACGCUGUCAAAGACUUGAGAAAGUCGAUAGAGUUGAUGAUCAGACAAAAGGUGGCUAUGGGUGACAUGGUACACCACUUGCAUCAAUUGGCAUCAUACUAUCACAAGAUGGAUAUGUACGAGAGUGCUGAGGACGUGUACAGACGUGUCCUCAAGAUUGCACCCGACAAUACUGCCAAUAUGUUGUUGUUGGCAUCGAGUUGUGUCGCACGUGGAGACUAUACUGCCGAAGUAUCAGGACUCUUUAAAAAGGUGUUGUUCAAAGAGACUGAAAACAUCAAUGCAAUGCUUGGACUGGGAACAUGUCUAACAUCGUACGGACAGUUGCCAGAAGCUGAAAAGUUGUUCCAACGUGUCAUUGACCUCAGCAACAAGAAGCCAAAGGAAACACUUGGUCUCGUUGCCACUAUGAUUGUACACGAGAGUGCACUUCGACUCGGACAACUAUUCCAAUACAGAAAUAUGAAUGAAAAGGCAGUAGGUGCAUUCCAAACUGCUCUCAGUUAUCAUCCAACUCAUCAUGCCACCUCUCUAGUACUUGCUAAAACACUCAUGGAUAUUAAUCUGCAUGCACGUGCCUACAAUGUUAUAGUUGAUUCUUUUAAUCAUCCAAAUGAAGAUAUUGGAGAAACAAUGGCAAUGAUGGAAAUUCAAAUAGAUUGUUUGAGACAUUUGAAAAAGUAUAGAGAAGCAUUAGACUUGGCACGUGAUUUGGAGAGUAAGAUGAUCGAUUGUGGUGAAGCAUAUUUAAUACCAAGAAUGAAUUUAUUGAUAAAGACAAUCGAUACAAUGAUCAAUUUUGUAUCGGAAAGAAUCAACAAGGAGAAUCAGUUUUCGUUGACUGAUUUCCUCGCCAAGAAGGGUAAAACAAUCAAAAAGGCUAGAACAGAGGAAAUCGAUGCCAUUGCAGACUACUCCAACUCUAUCUAUCAGGAUUUAUCCAGUGCCGACGUAAGUGAUGCCAAUUCAGUCAUAUUCUUUGAUGACGUUGCUUCACUCUACAGAGACAUCUCAAUUGGUGCCAUUCUUUUAAUCAACAACAAAUCAAAAUUUGAACCAAAAGAUUUUGCAGAGUAUAGUAAAUACCUUGUAGAUUAUUAUAAUAGUUUUUGGGUAAAAGAAUAA
Messenger RNA from Cavenderia fasciculata, 1524 nucleotides. RefSeq lists its product as uncharacterized. The record is from RefSeq and is a predicted model, not a curated record. Gene Ontology annotation, molecular function: protein binding. The coding region runs from base 1 to 1524 and encodes 507 amino acids. NCBI's taxonomy places the organism in Eukaryota, Evosea, Eumycetozoa, Acytosteliales, Cavenderiaceae. The transcript is spliced from 2 exons.